This is a messenger RNA of Anarrhichthys ocellatus (wolf-eel), 1682 nucleotides long. RefSeq names its product MOB kinase activator 3A (gene mob3a). The record is from RefSeq and is a predicted model, not a curated record. The transcript is spliced from 4 exons. NCBI's taxonomy places the organism in Eukaryota, Metazoa, Chordata, Actinopteri, Perciformes, Anarhichadidae. Bases 439 to 1089 code for a protein of 216 amino acids.
UGAAAGUGUCUCUCAACCGUUUCAUCGUCCGUCUGAGAUAGUGAAUGUUUUUACACGGUUUUUAUGUACGAUGUGAAUUACGUAUAAAUAACGCGGGUUGCUCCCGUGUUGUUUGUGUCGUUAGCUUCUUUACAAAGCAACAAGUCCGACGGAGCUAGCUUGUCACGUAACAAAUAAACUUAGUACAGUCGUCAUGUGCCCUGCUGUUUAAUCUCUCGGCUUUUACGUCCCUUAAAGUGUGCUAAACACGAUGUAAAGUCCGCAAUGUUGGGACGAUAAGAACGCCGAUAUUUGGAUAAAGGAUCACAGACUGAGUCGAAGCAAAGACCAAAAGAGUGUCCGUAACAUAAUUUCUGCACUGGUUUGUUUACACAACCUUUUGACUGCUUCUAUUCCAAAAGCAUUCAAACAAAUUGUCGGGCGCCACCACAUGCAACCAUGUCCAUGGCCCUGAAACAAGUCUUCAACAAAGACAGGACAUUCCGGCCCAAGCGCAAGUUUGAGCCGGGGACGCAGCGCUUCGACCUCCACAAGAAGGCACAGGCGUCUCUGAACGCGGGGCUGGACCUGAAGCAGGCCGUGUCGCUGCCCCACGGCGAGGACCUCAACGACUGGGUGGCCGUCCACGUCGUCGACUUCUUCAACCGCAUCAACCUCAUCUACGGCACCAUCAGCGACUCCUGCACCGACCAAACCUGCCCCGUCAUGUCCGGCGGGCCCAAGUACGAAUACCGCUGGCAGGAUGAGCACAAGUACAAGAGGCCGACGGCACUGUCGGCCCCCAAGUACAUGAGCCUGCUCAUGGAUUGGAUUGAGGUACAAAUCAACAAUGAGAACAUCUUCCCCACCAACGUAGGUACUCCCUUCCCUAAGACCUUCAUGCAGGUGGCUAAGAAGAUUUUGUCUCGUCUGUUCCGGGUGUUUGUCCACGUCUACAUCCACCAUUUUGACCGCGUGAGCCAGAUGGGGGCCGAGGCUCAUGUCAAUACCUGCUACAAGCAUUUCUAUUACUUCGUUACUGAGUUCAACCUCACGGACCACAAAGAGCUGGAGCCUCUGAAAGAGAUGACCUCUCGAAUGUGUCACUGAGGGAACACAACUGGCCGGCCGACACGCGCCAGACGAACGCAUCCGUCCACCGAGAAGACUGCAGAACUAAGAGAACAAACAAAUUUAAAAAAAAAGAGUCUAUUUUUAUAUUUAAGUACUGUAAUCUAUUUUAGCCACAUACUGUAGGUUUUAACCUCGUCAGGUGAGGCAUUCUGUUCCUUUUAAGAAAAGUUUUCAAACAUUUUAUCACAGUAUUAAUACGUGUAUGUUUGUGUUGAUGUUUUUCUAUUUUAUUUGAAUCUCAAUCAUUCCAGGAUGCUUUUCUCUUUCUGUCUCUCUGAAAUUAUCUGAAAUUAGUAUGAUUCUUUCUUACUGUCCUUCUAAAAAAAAUCACUAUGUUAUUAUAAAAAAUGAUCCUCCACUCUGUUAUAAAUUGAAUUUGACAAUCGGUAUUUAAUGAACUCUGAAGCUAACAGUACUGGGCUACUGCCCACCUAAUCUAUUGAUUCUUUCUCCCAGGUUUUACUGACAAACAUCUGAACAUCUGAAUGCAGUCAUUUGGUUUUUGUAUCAGUCAGAGAAUGUAUUAUGUACAAAUGUUACAAUAAGAAAAAUACAUUUUUUUUUCUGUU